UUUUCUGAUUGUCGGACUUUGUAAAAUGUUUCAAAGCCUAUGUAGAAAGACUCAAGUGCUCUGCACUCGCCGCGUACGCGAGCAAUGGGUGCGCUCCUUUAUGGUCGAGCUGCAGCCCGUCGAGCAGAUCGUGCUAGUCCGCGAGAAGCAGGACCAUAAUGGACCGACCAUGCAGUUUCCAGGAAUUUGGCUUCGCGACAAUUGCUUGUGCGACGCUUGCUUUCACAGAAACUCACUCAGUCGUCUGCCGCACGGAUGGAACAACUUUGAUACCAAAGUCAAGGUCCAAGAUCUCAGCGUAAAUGUGGAGCAGGAGACCCUUCACAUCAACUGGUCGGAUGCUCACAGAUCCGAAUAUCCUUUGGAAUGGUUGCGAGAACGCGACUUCUCCUCAGCAAACCGACAACGGUAUUUAAGCCACUCUUAUCGUCCUGAAUCACAACAUUGGUCGGGCGAUCAGUUCCAGAAUAUUUUGCAAAAAUUCGAGUACAGGGAUCUGGUAAGUCGUGAUGACACUCUGGCUGAGUGGCUGCGCACGUUGGCCAUUUAUGGCGUGGCUCUGAUAAAGAACUCACCACUGGACAUUGGAGUGGUAAAAACACUGUGCAAUCGUGUUGGUUUCAUUCGGCGCACCACCUAUGGGGAAGAGUUCAGUGUGAAGUCGCAGCCGGGCGCCAAAAACUAUUCAUAUUUGGCGGAACCACUGCCCCUGCACACAGACAUGCCAUACUUCGAGUACAAGCCUAGUUUGACAAUCCUUCAUACAUUGGAGCAAUCGGUCUCGCAAGGCGGUUGGAAUCUGCUAGCCGAUGCCUUUUAUGUGGCCGAUUUGCUGCGCGAGAAACAUCCAGAAGAGUUUGAGGUACUGUCUCGGACACGAGUCGACUGGGCGGAUAUUGGCAUGGACAAUGGAGUGUCCUUUCACAAUAUAUGGCGGGCACCAGUCAUUAACCUGGACGCCGAUGGCAACUAUGCACGCAUCAAUCAUAGUGUUCCCCAGCGAGAUAGUCACUUCAGCAUACCUGUGCAGAGAGUUCAGCCCUGGUAUGAGGCGAACGCGCUCUUCGUGCGCCUGGCACAGGAACAGGCAGUCAGUUUUAAAACCACGCCCGGAGAUGUGCUGACAUUCAAUAAUCUGCGCAUGGUGCAUGGACGCACUGGAUACGAUGAUACCGAGCUGAAUGUGCGUCACAUUGUUGGCGGAUUUGUGGACUGGGAUAUUGCCUAUUCACGGUUGCGUGUGCUCCAGAAACAGCAGCAGCAACAACAACAACAAAGACUUCGGCAGCAGCAGCAACUGCAAGGCCAGAAACAAGUCGAGAGUAAAUUGCUGAGUCAGGUCCAGUGAUUGUACACUUAACUCAUUACGUUAGUUAUAACCUAAUUUCUCUAUACCCAAAAUAAACAUGUAACCCACCUUCAAAAAGAUUGUUCGCCUUUUUUCCAAAUAAAGUUUUGGAGCUUAA
Molecule: messenger RNA, 1466 nt
Organism: Scaptodrosophila lebanonensis
Lineage: Eukaryota; Metazoa; Arthropoda; Insecta; Diptera; Drosophilidae
Product: gamma-butyrobetaine dioxygenase
Exons: 2
Coding region: 26-1348 (440 amino acids)
Biological process (GO): carnitine biosynthetic process
Cellular component (GO): mitochondrion
Molecular function (GO): oxidoreductase activity
Source: RefSeq, a predicted model, not a curated record